GAUUGAUUCUACCCACAGCUUCUCUGUUAUCCUUCCGAAUUUCUGUCUUUACCGAAAAGGAGCCUGUUACUAUUUCUUUCUUUCUCUGUCAGUAUUUCACACCCAGUUGCUAGGUGUAUUUGUUUACAGUUGCAACUGUUUCUGUGUAUAAACAGUUAUCUUGACUUUUAGAAUUAUUUCACCUCUCCUUUAUGAUUAAUUUGAAAAUCAGGAUGUUGUGCAAGAUAAACUGUAAGUUUCCUUUUGGUUUUUAAAUUGAUUUUAUAUACCAUAGCCAAACUUCCUCUGCACAGAAAAUAUACCAGAAAAUAGGCUCAGGUGAAAUGAAAUUCAAUCUAAGGAGAAUUCUGCAGUGGGUCCACUUUGAAGAGCUACACCCUGUCUUUCUCUUCAUAAUAGUCCAGUGCUUUGAAGCUCCUACAAGAGAUUAUGGUUUUGAGCUGACCCCCUCCUUUCUGCUAAAAUGAAAUUCUCUAAGUCACUUGAGUCUGAGUGGAAGCUUGAUGAAAUUGCCUCCUCUCGUUAAGGUGCAACCAAUUCCCCAAGAGCUGGAGAUUCUGGGGAGCAAGGCACGCCUGUGUCUAACUGAUACCUGUUGGGGAAGUCAGCGCUAAUGGACAUUUUAGUUUCGUUUUUUAAGGACCUUUCCUGAUCCAGAUUUUCAUUUUAUCCCAAGAGCAGAAUCUCUUCCGCCGCUUGCGUUUUUUUUAACGAGGGGACGCUUUUAAGCCGCUGUUACCUAUACGCGGCCCAAGUUGGCCGUCAAACAGUGGGGGAAAGCGCAGUGUUCGCGCCUCAGACUAACCAGCCCCCAGAGCUGUGGACGCACUCCAUUACUGCUGGGAAGACGGAAACCGCGGAGGCCCGAGACGGUCCUAAAUUGAGUUGCACGGGCCUUUAAACUGCUGCAGGGAGAGGUGUUUGCAAUCUGACAGCUGAGGACCACUGGGCUUUGACGUCCUGCCUCCCCUCGCCAAGUCCGCUCUGGGUUGUCAAUCUCCUCUCAGCUCCAUCCGCUUCCCCAGAUAAACCGACCCGUCCGACCAACCCUUUCUCCCUGCUCCACUCGGGGCUCCCGCGCUCCGCCCAUCCCCCUCGCGAUUCCUUUUCUUUCCCUCCCUCCUGGGAUUCCUCGCCCUUCCCUCCCAUUCUUCUCUCUUUUGGCCUCCGCCUCCUUCCCCCCCGCCCCUCACUGUCCAGCCCAUCCCAUCCAGCUUUCUCCCUUUCUUUUCCCAGCCUCAGAUUCGCGCUCUCGCGGCAAAUACCGCUUCUUUCCUCAGCUCUGGGAGACGCCAGGCAGGAGGCCCCGGGAUCAGCUGCGCGCAGGCGCACUGAGCGGCGGGCGCGCGGGCUAGCCGAGCGUCCACGCAGGCGCGCGCUGCUCUGGCUCUGCUCCCGCGCGGGUGGCCAAAAGCUCUCGGGCUGGCUCAGUCUGGGCUCUGUGCCCCGCGGCAGAAGCGGCGGCGGUGGUGCUGGCACAAUGUUUCUCCACUCAGUCAACCUUUGGAACUUGGCGUUUUAUGUCUUCAUGGUCUUUAUGGCGACCGUCGGACUGUGGGAUGUCUUUUUCGGCUUUGAAGAGAACAAGUGCAGUAUGAGCUACAUGUUUGAGUACCCGGAGUAUCAGAAAAUACAACUUCCAAAGAAACUUGCAAAACGCUAUCCAGCUUAUGAGUUAUAUCUUUAUGGAGAAGGAUCGUAUGCUGAAGAACACAAAAUUCUCCCUUUGACGGGUAUUCCAGUUCUCUUUCUUCCUGGUAAUGCUGGAAGUUAUAAGCAAGUUCGUUCUGUUGGCUCUAUUGCUCUUAGAAAAGCAGAAGACAUUGACUUCAAGUACCACUUUGACUUCUUUAGUGUGAACUUCAAUGAAGAAUUGGUGGCCCUAUAUGGUGGAAGUCUUCAGAAGCAGACCAAGUUUGUACAUGAAUGCAUUAAGACAAUUCUUAAACUCUAUAAGGGUCAAGAAUUUGCUCCAAAAAGUGUGGCAAUAAUUGGUCAUUCUAUGGGUGGCCUUGUUGCAAGAGCAUUGCUUACAUUGAAAAAUUUUAAACAAGAUUUGAUAAGUCUUCUCAUUACACAAGCCACACCUCAUGUUGCUCCUGUGAUGCCAUUAGACCGUUUCAUUACAGAUUUUUAUAUGACUGUAAACAACUAUUGGAUUCUAAAUGCUCAACACAUAAAUUUAACCACACUUUCUGUGGCUGGAGGAUUUCGGGAUUACCAAGUUCGUUCAGGACUGACUUUUCUACCAAAAUUAAGCCAUCAUACCAGUGCCUUAUCUGUUGUGAGUUCAGCAGUGCCCAAGACUUGGGUUUCAACAGAUCACCUCUCCAUUGUGUGGUGUAAACAAUUACAGUUGACUACAGUUCGAGCAUUCUUUGAUCUUAUUGAUGCUGAUACUAAACAAAUAACUCAAAAUUCCAAGAAGAAAUUGUCAGUUUUGAAUCACCACUUUAUAAAACAUCCUUCAAAACAGUUUGAGGAAAAUCCAGCCAUAAUUUCUGACUUAACAGGAACAUCUACGUGGGUUCCAGUAAAAGUGUCCAAGUGGUCUCAUGUGGCUUAUAAUGAAUCUGAUAAGAUAUAUUUUACAUUUCCUCUUGAAAAUCAUAGAAAAAUCUACACUCAUGCCUAUUGUCAGAGCACUAUGCUGGAUACAAAUAGUUGGAUUUUUGGUUGUAUAAACAGCACUUCUAUGUGCCGGCAAGGGGUUGAUUUAUCAUGGAAAGCUGAACUGCUGCCAACAAUUAAGUUUCUGAUGUUAAGACUUCAAGACUACCCCUCUUUGUCUCAUCUUGUUGUUUAUGUACCAUCUAUUCAUGGAAGUAAGUUUGUUGUAGAUUGUGAAUUCUUUAAAAAAGAGACAAGAUCAAUUCAGCUUCCCGUAACUCAUCUUUUUUCCUUUGGAUUGUCUUCAAGGAAAGUGGUAUUAAAUACAAGUGGCCUAUACUACAAUAUAGAGCUUCUGAACUUUGGACAGAUAUACCAAGCUUUUCAAAUCAACGUGGUAAGCAAAUGCUCAGGAGUCAAAGAAGAAAUAACUAGUAUCUAUAAACUUCAUAUUCCCUGGUCUUAUGAAGAUUCACUAACUAUUGCACAGGUUCCAUCUUCCACAGAAAUUUCUCUGAAACUCCAUAUUGCUCAACCAGAAAAUGAUAGCCAUGUGGCAUUAUUAAAAAUGUACACAUCACCAGACUGUCAGUAUGAGGUCACAGUUAAGACUUCCUUUUCACAAAUACUUGGACAGGUGGUUAGAUUUCAUGGUGGAGCUCUUCCUGCUUAUGUUAUAUCUAGUAGCCUUCUUGCUUAUGGAGGACAGUUAUAUUCUCUUUUCUCAACAGGUUAUUGCUUAGAAUAUGCUACCAUAUUGGAUAAAGAAGCCAAACCAUACAAAGUUGAUCCGUUUGUAAUUAUGACUAAGUUUUUAUUGGGGUAUAAAUGGUUUAAAGAAUUGUGGGACACAUUACUACUGCCAGAGUUAGAUGCCUUUGUUCUGACUAGUCAGAGCAUGUGUUUCACCCUUGUGUCCUUGAUUCUCUUUCUCUUUGGAACAUGUACUGCCUACUGGAGUGCCCUGUUCUCCUCUGCAGCUGUGCAACUCCUUUCUUCAUUGUGGUUAGCUUUGAAAAGACCCUCUGAACUUCCUAAAGAUAUCAAGAUGCUAUCACCAGACUUGCCCUUUUUGACAAUUGUUUUGAUCAUAGUUGGUUGGACAACUUGUGGAGCACUUGCCAUACUUCUUUCUUACCUUUACUAUGUGUUUAAGAUUAUUCAUCUGCAAGCCAGCCUCACAACUUUUAAAAAUAACCAGUCAGUGAAUCCUAAACACUCUAGAAGAAGUGAAAAAAAGUUCAAUCACCAUAAAGACACGACAGCACACCAUCUUUGUUUAUCUGCUCAUGAUGCUGAAGAUAGUCUUCGAAUGCAUAGUACUGUGGUUAACUUAUUAACAUGGAUUGUAUUGCUCAGCAUGCCAUCUCUAAUUUAUUGGUUAAAGAAUCUUAGGUAUUGUUUUAAACUUACUCCUGAUCCAUGUAAACCUUUGGCCUUUAUCCUUAUUCCAACUGUAGCAGUUCUUGGAAAUACUUACACUGUUUCAAUAAAAUCAAGUAAAUUGUUGAAGACUGCUUCACAGUUUCCACUUCCUCUGGCUGUUGCUGUGAUUGCUUUUGGGUCAGCACAUGUAUAUAGGGUUCCAUGCUUUGUCUUCAUUCCUCUUUUACUCCACGCAUUAUGCAACUUUAUGUAAGAUUGAACUUUUAAAGAAUGAUAAAGGUGAUUUAUGCCUUUAGGGCUAGUAAGAAGAAGAAACACAAAAAUUAAUCAACGUGGACAGCAAGAUCCUUUGGAGAAGACAAGUCUGUUUUUACAGUAUUGAAAAUAGGAAAUUAGUUUCGUAAUGCUCGUGGAAAGUAGUAGAAGCAUGGUUUUGUUUUGUGGUGUGGAAUCAGUAUACUAAUCAUUUUCAAAAAAUUGGUGAAUGGAUUUAUGGGGGCCACUGUGUUUGAGGACUCCUGUGCAUAUCAACUAGUCUGCUCCAUCAGCCAAACCAGAGAUCUUCUCUCAGAGACAUAGUAGAUACAGCGUUGUCAUUUUACCUCAAGCAUUCUGCUUGUUUCAUCAAACUUUUUUCUGAAGGUGAAUAUUUUGAAUUUUUUAUUUAUUUACUUUUUUUUUUUUUUUGAGACAGAGUCUCAAGCUGUCACCCUGAGUAGAAUGCUGUGGCGUCACAGCUUACAGCAACCUCAAACUCUUGGACUUAUCUUGCCUCAGCCUCCCAAGUAACUGGGACCACAGGCACCUGCCACAACGCCCAGUCAUUUUUGUUGUUGUUGUUGUUGUCAUUGUUGUCCCAGCUGGCCCGGGCUGGGUCCGAACCUGCCAGCUUCAGUGUAUGUGGCUGGCACCCUACCCACUGAAGUAUGGGCACCGCCUUGAAUUUUCUAUAGUUUAUGAAUUGAGAAAUAAGUCUUAAAAGAUUGAUAAAAUAUAUAGCUGUUUAAUCUCAAAAGUGAAAUAGCUCCACACAGUCUAUGGUCAGUUUUUGCCAGCCACAAUGAAUGGAGUAGAUCUUUUCACUUCUUGCAUCUAUGAAAAUAGAACUUUGAAUUGUAAGGAGACAUGUUUUCUUGGUAACCAAUGAAAUAUUGAUGGGUAGAAACAUGAUGCAAAUUUAAAAUGUAAUGGAAUUUUCUUGUUAAUUUUCAAAUAUAAAUCUUACUAUAUUUAGUGAAUAUUGAAGAGACUGUUAGAGAAAUCGGUUGUUGAAUGCUCACAGAUACGUGGAUUUACAUCCAGUUCGGUUAUUCAGUCUGUACCAUUUUAUUUAAUUCAUUGCCCAAUGGUUGCCAAAAGUGCCUCAGGUCAUGGUGAAUUAACUAAAUUCCAGUGGUCAAAAAUAACUGUAGGUUUGCACAUUUGUCUGCUGUGUAAUAAAAGAAUAUAUAUAUGAAGUGUAGUGCCCCAUUUGAUGUAUAAUAUCAUAUUGUUAAUAUAAUAACAAUAGACAGCUUUUACCCCAUUGAUAAUGUAAGUAUUAACAAACCACUUGAAUAAAUAAACUUAAAACCACUUCAGCCACUAGGUUUAAAAAUGGAAUCUUAAUUUGCCCAGGUGAGUUUUGGGAUUACUGUUUGACAAAUAAUAGAGUAAUCUUUCUAUUUUAUUAAAGAUUUCACUUCACUCUUAGCUAUAAAAGAGUAGGAAGAAGGUAAUGGAACAAGGUAGAAGACCAUACUCUUUGUCUUAGGAUAGAGAAACUCAGGCUAAGAUAUACCUUGGCUCAGAGUUCUUCUUUUAGAUAAUGUGUAACAUAAAUGCCCAAAACCUCUCAAGCAAAGUCCUUAAAUCCCAAUGAUUUCCACAGUUGCAAUUGUGAACUUGUAUCCUUGUUAGUACCUAGGAAUGUCCUAGAGAACCUGUUUCAUUUUAUCUGCCAUUGCUUCUGGAUUCCAUUACAGCCUCCCAGCUAUUACUGCCUAUAGAAGUUUACUCCAUUUCACUGCCUGUAGAGUUACCUCAUUUCUUAGUUCUUCCUCAGGUCUUUGCUAUUUCAGCAUCAGUUAAAGGGGGUCUUGGUAUUAUCUUUGAAGGUUGUAAGUUUGUUUCAUUACACUGUUGUCUUUUCCAGCUUCAUGCCUAUUGCUCAGUAUUCAUAUUUUCUCAUACUGAGACCAUUCAAGGGAAGUGAUAACCUCAUAGUAGGCAUGGCAGACAUAGCAGGCUCUUAUUUGUUUGAGAGAAAUAGCAAAAAGUAUAAAAUGUAAAAUACUUGUGUGUUUCAGCUGAGAGGAAAGAGAAUUUACUAGAUCACACACUCAUCCCAUGGCAUACCACAUAUAUAUUUACUGAAAUAGGGACAUAUCUGCCUAUGUUUUGCUAUACAUAUACUUUUAUACACAUGGUAUUCUUUUUUGUUUUUUUUUGAGACAGUCUCACUUUGUCGCCCUCAGUGAAUGCCAUGGCGUCACAGCUGACAGCAACCUCAAACUCUUGGGCCUAAGCAAUUCUCUUGCCUCAGUCUCCCAAGUAGCUGGGACUACAGGCAUCCACCACAUGCCUGGCAGUUUUUUGGUCAUUGUUUGGAAGGCCCAGGCUGGAUUCAAACCCACCCGCUCCCAGUAUGUAGGAUUUGUGAACCUGUAUAACAUAGGAGACAAGAUACUUUGUGAAAUUUAUUGGGGAAAAUCGCUUUGAAGAGCAUGACAUUUGGUAAGAUAAGGAAGCAAUUAAAUUAUUGUAUUAUGAGAAUAGACUCUGCCAGCAAACUUUCUCACCUGAUAAGGUAAAUGUAGAACACGUAAUACUUUUACAAAAUGGUAAGAUGAUUUGGAGCUGAAAUUUUAUCCUAGUCUUUCUGAACAAAGAACAUUUCAAAUUCUGUAAUUAAGUUUUAUUUAUAUACAUUACACAUGCAUUCUUUCACAAUAAGGUUUAAUAGCUUGAGGAAAUAAAAGCUGUGAGGCAACUUUCAUUCUUUACUUUUGAGGGAAUAAUAGGAAAGAAUGUCAGUUGAGUAAUCCAAAUAUAUGUACUGCACACGCUAAGGAAUCACAUUUUUUGGUAAGUUAUAAGUACAGGAGACUGCAUCUUAUACAUUAAACUUAGUUUUGAUAACAGAAUAAAAUUUGGAAAUUGUGAGAACAAGCUGUCAUUCCAUUAAUAGAGUAAAUGUGACAUCUAAAAUAUGUAAAUAUACAUCUUAAAUUGAUGAGAUAACAUGUCUUUUAAAAUUUAGUGAUAUUCUAAGCUACAUCUUUAUUAAAUUGUCUAUGGUUGAUAAUUUUUAAACAAAGUACAGUACUUUCUGAAAGUGUUUGGUGUGUUACCCUGCCAAAAAUGUUUGUUUUUUGAAAUAUCAAGUAACAGUUAAUUUCUGAUGACUUAUGUAGACUUGAUAUAUAUAAUUCAGAAUCAAUCUGUACUUAUUCUGUACAUUAUAACUUCAAACACUAUGAAAAACUGUAUUGGUUGGUAUAUUUUAAUGAGUUUGUGUUGAGUUCGUUUGCAUAUUUGAAUUCUAAUCUUAGUUUAGCACAUCUAAAAGUAGCCAUUUUUGUAAGUUCAUAUACUAUUUUUUAUGUUAUUUUGGUUUUUAGUAUUUAUAUAGCUGUAAUGUUACUAGUAAAAAUGUUUAUAGACAAAAUAUAGAGCUAUUAACUAUUAAAAAGCCUAUAUGAUAGGCCUGUUUUGUAUUUCAUGUUGCACUUGUUCUGUUUCAUAUUGGACUUUUUACAUCCCUUUUUAAGAGGAAAAAAUACAUUUGAAUUCUUUUUAGCAUAAAGUUCCUUAUUGAAAACUAUAUAACUGUAUCCAUAUGGUUAGCAAAAUACACUUUGCCACCAAAGUAAAUGAAACUGUAAAAUACCUCUGGAUAUUUGUGCCAAUGAAAUUUCUUAGCAUACUGGAAUUAAAGUAAAAAAUUAUCUCUUCAGUAUUUUUCAUCUAGAAUUUAUGACAAAUGUGUAAAUCAUGAAAACUUA
Nycticebus coucang (slow loris) is the source of this 7982-nucleotide messenger RNA. It is a transcript of the gene PGAP1, whose product is annotated as post-GPI attachment to proteins inositol deacylase 1. Gene Ontology annotation, biological process: GPI anchor metabolic process; endoplasmic reticulum to Golgi vesicle-mediated transport. Gene Ontology annotation, molecular function: phosphatidylinositol deacylase activity. The transcript has 28 exons. Lineage: Eukaryota; Metazoa; Chordata; Mammalia; Primates; Lorisidae. Gene Ontology annotation, cellular component: endoplasmic reticulum. The record is from RefSeq and is a predicted model, not a curated record. The coding region runs from base 1481 to 4249 and encodes 922 amino acids.